Aspergillus alliaceus is the source of this 318-nucleotide messenger RNA. RefSeq lists its product as uncharacterized. The transcript is spliced from 4 exons. The record is from RefSeq and is a predicted model, not a curated record. NCBI's taxonomy places the organism in Eukaryota, Fungi, Ascomycota, Eurotiomycetes, Eurotiales, Aspergillaceae. The coding region runs from base 1 to 318 and encodes 105 amino acids.
AUGGUUGACAUAGAAUGGGAGGUGCAAGUCCCUGCUGGCGGCCCUACCGUCAAUGUGACAGGCACUGUUGAGGAUGUCUACUCGCAACUUAAGACCUUCGACCCUGAAUUCGGGACUGAGUUCCCUCCUACCGACCACAACGACGCCAUCGAGGCUCCUGGAAGCGCGCAUUCAGCAGGGCGUCAGCUACCGGACGGCGUGCCUGGACGGCCGUCGAACGGUCCGGGCCCCGGAAAUUGGGGCCGUGUAAGCUGCUCUUACAACUCUGCCAUCCACUGGUGCAACGACCACAACUGUCAGUUCACCCUCAUUCAUUGA